This is a messenger RNA of Mollisia scopiformis, 526 nucleotides long. RefSeq lists its product as uncharacterized. The transcript has a single exon. The record is from RefSeq and is a predicted model, not a curated record. Bases 140 to 406 code for a protein of 88 amino acids. NCBI's taxonomy places the organism in Eukaryota, Fungi, Ascomycota, Leotiomycetes, Helotiales, Mollisiaceae.
CCGCUAACAUAGACCACACUCCAAACUCCAUCGACACUAUCCAAAAUCACACUCCCCUCUUGAUCAAGGUUCAAGAGUCACAGUAAGGUCCAAUGGAGUGGGUCGAUUGCCUUCACCAGCACUUUCAGCGCUACAAACUAUGGAUACAGAGACGCUAUUUGACUAUAGCAACCUGAGCAGAUCAUCUAAUGACUUCUUGCCGACGCUGACUGAGGUUACCUUCCGUCCAUACUCCCAACACUGCUGUUCUUUUAUAGUAGUGGUCCAAGAGGGUUGUGACGGGCAAGGAGUCUCUUUCAGACAGGUUGCCAAACUCAUCGAGACAAUCGGCUAUGUUGGGAAGAUUGACGACUUCACGAUCAAGCCGUUACAGCGACAUUCGUUCCUCAUGACUAGCUUUAGCUAGCAUACCUCAUCCCGGCUCUCGUCAAGUGGAACGAUUUUGCCGACUGCUGCAAAGGCAGACCCUAUCCUCGAUGACGCAUCUUCAACCAUACUCCAGCAUGGCAGAGACGUCGAUACUAGG